Molecule: messenger RNA, 656 nt
Organism: Halichondria panicea
Lineage: Eukaryota; Metazoa; Porifera; Demospongiae; Suberitida; Halichondriidae
Product: protein CFAP276-like
Exons: 1
Coding region: 64-561 (165 amino acids)
Source: RefSeq, a predicted model, not a curated record
UUGCCUUAGCAACCUGGCAAAUCACAACACUUCACCGCUCAAUAAUCUAUUUCAAGUUGCAAGAUGUCCAGCAGAAAUCCAUACCCAUUUCCUAGGAUCGAAAAUGAUGAGCAAUUUGUAGGAUUGAAAAAUGAGCCUCCUUUCAGCUGUCAGGAUACUAACUAUGCUGCUUGUACCGAACAAAACCCAUGGUCUAGACUCAAUGCAACCAAAACCCUUUCAAGUGAACGAAGAGAAGUGUAUCAUUAUGACCCACAGUCGCCUCGAGAUAGCCUUGAUUUUGUACUGAAGUGCCAGUAUGACCACCACCAACAAUUUAUGAAAAUGAAGGCAGACACUCUAGUGCAACCAGAGACCCUUGGAUUUGGCGACCGAAUUUUGACCAAUCGUCCCGUUAUUCCAGAGCCGGUUACGCUGACGUCAAAACCACUUGUGGAUUUUACUGAGCGUAAAAAGACUCAAAUACACAGUGCUAAAGGGCUAGCGAUUGAGAGCCAUCAUUCGGAAGCCACUAAUCGAGGAUACUCAAGGAAACACGAUGGAGGAUUUUACUCCACAUGACUGAUCUUGAUAACUAUUAACCUUCUCGUUUUUUCUUCGUUAUAAUUAUGUCAUUGGUGCAUGAGCAUCAAUAUUAUUAUUAUUGGUUUGAGCGC